CAACUGAAGAUCUUAUAUUAUUUCGAUUUGAUCUUCCAUUACAAUACCAAUACCUGCAAUACCAACAAAGAGAAGAAUAAUAUCGAUUAUGGCCAGGCUCUAUGAUCUGCUAGGAUUAUUAGCUCCAGUCGUAGUACGCUACAAAAUCUUGAUCCAAGACUUGUGGAUCGAGCGCUUGGACUGGGCGACCCGUUGCCAGAGAUCUUACGGACUAGAUGGCCACAACUUGAAGGUUAUUUAUCUAAUCUUGACAUGGUUCGCGUAAAUCGAUUUGUUUACACAUCAUCAAAAAAUAAGUGUGAAAUCCAUGAAUUUUCGGAUGCCUCAAGUCGAGCGUAUGGAUGUUGCAUAUACGCAAGGGUCUUGGACAACGGAAAAUAUGUAACUUCAUUGAUCAUUUCGAGAUCGAGCAUACCUCGUUUAGAGCUUUGUGCUUCCGUUUUACUCUGCCAAACAUGGACUAAAAUCAAACACAAAUUAAAUUGUCUUGUCAGCAAAACGUAUUUUUGGACAGAUUCAACUGUCGUUCUUCAUUGGAUUAAAAUGCACCCAUCAACACUAAAGUGCUUUAUUGCCAAUCGCGUAUCAACCAUACAAACUCAAUCGCAGGAUAUCAUUUGGAGUCACGUGCCUGGAAAGGAUAAUCCAGCCGACAUUGUUUCACGUGGCUGUGCAGCGCGCGACUUGAUGCAGACAAUUUGGUUUCAUGGACCAAGGUUCUUAGCACUUGAUGCAUUACAUUGGCCGAAAUCUGAAAGAAAGACAGAUUUCGAGCCCAAAGAACUAGAAUUGCGAAACACCCUUGUAUUGAAAUGUAGCACUAGUUACAAAGAAAAGAGCAUAGUUGAGCAGAUCAUUAGUAGACUAUCAUCGUUUCGUAUGAUUGUGAGAGUCUUAGCAUACGUUUUACGAGUUUUCAACCGAGUUCCUGUUAACCGCAAUAAUACGAUAAAUGCUACAAGAAGCAUUUCAGUAGAAGAAUUUAAAUUGGCUUUUGAUCAUAUAAUCUCUUACAUUCAGAGUGAUGUGUUUGCGAAAGAACUAAAGGACUUACAUGCAGGACGAAGUCUGAAGACGGAGCUUGAAAAAUUAAAUCCAUUCAUCUCAAAUGAACAGAUAGGUUCUCAAAAUAUUCGACUUAUCCAUGUUGGAGGCCGUCUUGCAAUGGCUGACAUACUAUUGGACGCUAAAAUGCCGUUAUUGCUUCCGAAGACUCAUAAUUUCACUUAUAAAUAUAUUGAAGAUCCUCACUUGCGAAACCUUCACGCGAGAGCUAAGGUUCUGAUAGCGAUUCUGCGCCUAACAGUAUGGAUUGUAAAUGCUCGCGAAUUGGUCCGAAAGGUUGUUAGAGGUUGCACACAUUGCUAUCUUUACAAACCUGUAUUAAUGCUAUAAAUCAUGGGUAACCUCCCAGCUGACCAUCUCCUGGCCAAAUGCCCGUUUCUGAUAUGCGGAGUGGAUCUAUGUAUACCAUUCCUUACGUCGUACCGCAUUCGAAGCAAAGUUCCUUACAAAACAUAUUUGGCCAUAUUUGUUUGCUUUUCUUCAAAAACUAUUCAUACAGAACUAAUCUCAGACCUAUCUGCUAAUAAUUUUAUUCUCUGUUUCAAGCGAUUCAUCGGACAGCGUGGCAUACCCAAAAGGAUUUAUUGUGACAAUGCCACCAACUUUGUCGGAGCAUGUUCGCAACUUGAAGGCUUCAAACGGCAAUUCUGUUCAGAACUCAAUGCAAAAAAUCUGGAGGAAUUUAGCCGAAAUGCCGGCUUUGAUUUCAACUUUAUUCCACCGCGUGCUUCCCAUUUUGGAGGCUUAUGGGAAGCCGCAGUAAAUUCAAUGAAGACUCUGCUCAUCAAAAAUUUGACCUCCUUUCAUUUGACGUACGAAGAGCUUCAAUCUAUUGCAAUUGAAGUGGAGGCGAUUUUAAAUUCCCGUCCAAUAUCCAUUCACAGCGAUGAUCCCAAUGACGGGAGGCACACUUAUUGAUCGGAUGUUCACUGCAAGCGAUCUCUGAACCGGUAGUAAAUGACUCAAAACUUUCUUAUCUAUCUCGUUGGCAAAGGGUGACCUAUCUCAAGCAACGCUUCUGGGAACUCUCAAAGGAUCAAUAAGUUCUCAUACAUGAAGACAAUCUUCCACCGCAAUGCUGGAUUACUGGUCGUGUGGUCGAAGCCAUACUUGAUGCAGAUGGAAGGGUCAGAGUAGCCGAUGUUCGCACCAAGAAAGGAAUUAUUCGUCGCCCAAUCUGCAAACUUGCUCCAUUGCCUUUAAGAGAUGACGUUUCUGUAAAUUGAAGGAGUCAUACUUCAUCCUUCAAUGGGGGAGUAUGUUGGAGGAGCCUCAUCGUUAACUUAGAUUUGUAUAUAUU
Molecule: messenger RNA, 2365 nt
Organism: Drosophila willistoni
Lineage: Eukaryota; Metazoa; Arthropoda; Insecta; Diptera; Drosophilidae
Exons: 2
Coding region: 253-1395 (380 amino acids)
Source: RefSeq, a predicted model, not a curated record